Galeopterus variegatus (Sunda flying lemur) is the source of this 1287-nucleotide messenger RNA. Its product is annotated as chromosome unknown open reading frame, human C8orf76. The transcript is spliced from 6 exons. NCBI's taxonomy places the organism in Eukaryota, Metazoa, Chordata, Mammalia, Dermoptera, Cynocephalidae. Bases 1 to 1146 code for a protein of 381 amino acids. The record is from RefSeq and is a predicted model, not a curated record. Gene Ontology annotation, molecular function: protein binding.
AUGGAGAUCGGGUGCUGGCUGUUCGGAGGCGAGUUCGAGGACUCUGUGUUCGAAGAGAAGCCCGAGCGACGGGCUGGACCGACCGCGUCCUACCGCGCCAAGCGCUGCGAGCGGCAGUGGUUUUAUGAAGAAGCAGAGAGCAGUGAUGAUGUUGAAGCUCUAACUAUCAAGAAAUUCAGAGGGGACCUGGCCUACAGACGACAAGAGUAUCAGAAAGCAUUGGAAGAGUAUUCCAGUAUCUCUGAAAAAUUGUCAUCUACCAAUUUUGCCAUGAAAAGGGAUGUCCAGGAAGGCCAGGCUCGGUGUCUGGCACACCUGGGAAGGCACAUGGAAGCGCUGGAGAUUGCUACAAACUUGGAAAAUAAAGCAACCAACACAGACCAUUUAACCACUGUGCUCUACCUCCAGUUUGCCAUUUGUUCAAGUUUGCAAAACUUGGAGAAGACUAUUUUCUGCCUACAGAAACUGAUUUCUUUGCACCCUUUGAAUCCUUGGAACUGGGGCAGAUUGGCAGAGGCUUACCUGAACGUGGGGCCAGGUCUUUCAGCAUCAGUUGUGUCAUCUCACAAACAGGACAGUUUCACCUCAAGUGACAAAACUAUCAAGUCCUCCUUUCCACACUCAGGAAUAGACUGUCUUUUGUGUUUCCCUGAAACCUUGCCUGGGAGCUCUGCACUUUCUAUGGAAGCAAGUAGCAGUAAUAGCCAGAAAAAUGAGAAAGCUCCUAAAAAUAUUCAAAACUGUAUGGCAGAAAAGAGAGAAGCGGUGUUGAUAGAGACUCAAAUGAAAGCAUGUGCCUCUUUUAUACGAACCAGGCUUUUGCUUCAGCUCACCCAAUCUCAGCAAACAUCGUUUGCUUUGGAGAGGAACUUAAGGACUCAGCAGGAAAUUGAGGAUAAAAUGAAAGGGUUCAGCUUCAAAGAAGACACUUUGCUGCUGAUAGCUGAGGUUAUGGGAGAAGAUAUCAUCCCAGAAAAAAUAAAAGAUGAAGUUCACCCAGAGGUGAAGUGUGUUGGCUCCACAGCCCCAACUGCCCUGGUGACUGCAUCCUCCAAAGAAUUUGAAGACAAGUGGUUCCGAAAGAUCAAAGACCAUUUCUGUCCCUUUGAAAAGCAGUUCCAUGCAGAGAUACAAAUCGUGACUUAGUGAUCCAUUUAAAAACAAAACAAAAUAUCUUGCACUGUAUUAAUUGUCUUUGUUUACUUCAGACAGGAUCCACUGUUAAUCACAGAAUAUGGUGAAUUAAAAAUGAUUAUGUUUUAUAAAAAUGGCUUCUCUCUGAGAUUA